AUGGCUGAAAAAAUGAAAAUCGCGGUGGAUCCUGAUUUCUACUCCAUGAUCAAUGACUACGGCAUGGACCCGCAGGGCCUUCACUCGGAUACCACUUCUAUCGCCUCAUCAAUCGCGAGGGGACGACUGGAAAACGGCCGAAGAUACCAGGCUAUCAAAGAAGAUGACUACUGGGGUCCUUCUGACGAGCAACAAUUCGAGGCGUUUGAGAUCGGCCAUAUGGUGUUUCUCGUGCUAGAUAACGAGCAGUCCAAUCCACUUUUCCGCGCCCCUAUCGGCAAUUCACCCAAGAAUAUUUUAGACAUCGGAACCGGCCAAGGGAGUUGGGCAAUUGAUGUUGCCGAUCGAUAUUCGCUAGCUACCGUCCGCGGAGUGGAUAUCUUUCCUCCACCCGUAUCAUGGAUGCCCCCGAACUGCAUCUUCGAGGUGGAUGAUGUGCUUCGAGAGUGGACAUGGAGAGAGCCGUUUGACUUUAUUCAUAUGCGCCUAAUGUAUGGCGCAUUCCCUCCCGAGGGAUGGGAGAAGCUAUACAAGCAGGCCUACGAUGCUCUAGAGCCUGGUGGUUGGAUCGAACAAAUGGAAUUAGAUGUGCGAGUCUACAGCGAUGACGGUACCCUGAAGAAAGAACACCAGCUAUAUGGGUGGGGUGACCUGUUUAUUAGAUGCUCUGAGCGAGCGGGCCGAUCCCUCAGAACCCAUGAAACGAUGCGCAGCGCGAUCGAGAAAGCCGGAUUCGUUGACGUGCAUGAGGAAACGUACAAAAUUCCCCUAGGACCUUGGGCUAGGGAUCCCACACUGAAGGAGGCUGGGCACCUCCAGUUGGCCCAUUGGAAUGCCGCUCUAGAAGGUUGGGCGAUGUGGCUUCUCACUCACUUUGGGGAGCCGGAGCCGUGGACAAAGGAGGAGGUGCAGGUAUUUCUGGCUAAAGUGCGCACGGAGCUGAACAACCCGCAUAUUCACGCUUAUGAACCUGCGAAUCGUGUGUGGGCAAGAAAGCCUACCAUGGAGGAAUUGGAAGUGAUAGAUAUUAAGGCCGAGACAUCGCCUUGA
Messenger RNA from Penicillium robsamsonii, 1050 nucleotides. RefSeq names its product class I SAM-dependent methyltransferase. Gene Ontology annotation, molecular function: methyltransferase activity. Bases 1 to 1050 code for a protein of 349 amino acids. NCBI's taxonomy places the organism in Eukaryota, Fungi, Ascomycota, Eurotiomycetes, Eurotiales, Aspergillaceae. The record is from RefSeq and is a predicted model, not a curated record. The transcript has 11 exons.